Molecule: messenger RNA, 1013 nt
Organism: Raphanus sativus (radish)
Lineage: Eukaryota; Viridiplantae; Streptophyta; Magnoliopsida; Brassicales; Brassicaceae
Exons: 2
Coding region: 255-857 (200 amino acids)
Source: RefSeq, a predicted model, not a curated record
AAAAAUCGGAUUGCACAGCUCGGUCAAUGUCUGAAAUUAAAGAAGGAAAAAUGGUGUGAGGUGCCGUGAGUUAUUCGAGAAGCGGUCUAUACAUGUUACGUGUCGGGGCAGGACUUUCGUUCAAUACACAAACAAAGACUUAUUAUAGCAAAGAAAGAAAAAAAGUACAAGCAAUAAACAUCCUUCGAGGGACAAGGGGAGAUAAUAAAGAGCGGCGGAGAGGUUAGAGAAGCAAGGGUUUUGUGUUUGUGAAAAUGGAGUCGAGUGAGGACGUUGAGGUUAUGAGCAGAGCCAUCGAGAAACUUCUUGAUGAGAAGAGGAAGAGAGAAGCUGCUGGUGACUCCUUCAUCGAAGACGAGGACGACCAACUUCUCCUCACUAAGCUUAUAUCCCAGCUGGAAUCACCAAACCCAUUCCAAAAGACACUUGUGACUGCUAAAGAAGAAGAAGAAUCAUCGCCAGAUUCUUCACCAUCCAAAGGAAAACACCAGGACGAGAGACGAUUGGAAGAGAGUAUAGAAGAAAUAGCUAAAGACAUCAAGGAGGUGAAGAGGCAGAACAAAGUAACCCACAUUCUCCUCUCGGCUUUGAUCAUCCUCACAUUGACUUGGCAGCUCUCUGAGUACUCCAUGAUUUACAUGAUGAAAGAGAGAUUAACCCACCCAAUCAGAUCCAUUGGAGGUAUGUUCUCUGGGAUGUUCAAAGGUAAGUUAUUUCCAAACAAGAACAGACUUCAAGGGACUUCCAAUGCCCAGGAGGAAAACAACCUUCACAAUGGGAAUGGAACAAACAAUGGAGUUCAUAUCCAAGUGCCCGAAAUGUUGCGAGAAUUUGGUUUCGACGAUGAUGACAAAUGAUAUCUUUCUUCUGUUGCCUGUUUAUAUUAUACAAUCUGGAAACACACUUAUAAUUUGUUUACGUUCAGGACAUAUAAGAUGUUUUAGCAAACUUUUCAAUAUGAAAAAGGGUUCCAACAGAGAACCAUAUUUCAAAUAAACCUUUUGUUUGUAAUC